AUGGACCUGGAUCCGAGCCAGGACUCCGGAUCCAGCAGCAGGACUAAAGCGGAUGCUGCCGGCCUGCAGGUCAGUGUUGGGUCCAGAACCCGCUCCUUCUCGGUCCGUCUGUCUCCUGCUGACGAACCAAACCUAAAUGGUGAAGACGUGGCAUGGAGAGCAUUUGCAUCAAAACGUAAAGGCAAAGAGAGGCCCACAGGUUACCCCUGUGAUCAGUGUGAGAAAGUCCUGGCCACUUCAUCAUCCUUGAAGGGACAUAAGAAGAUUCACACUGGAGAGAAGCCAAGGCACCAACGUAUUCACACUGGAGAGAAGCCGUACAAAUGUGAUCAGUGUGGGGCAGCUUUUACCACAUCAAGUGAUUUAACUGUGCACCAACGCAUUCACACUGGAGAGAAGCCGUACAGAUGUGAGCAGUGUGGGGCAGCUUUUACCACAUCAGGUGCUUUAACUAAGCACCAACGCAUUCACACUGGAGAGAAGCCGUACACAUGUGAGCAGUGUGGGGCAGCUUUUACUGAUUCGAGUGCUUUAACUAGGCACCAACGCAUUCACACUGGAGAGAAGCCGUACAGAUGUGAGCAGUGUGGGGCAGCUUUUACCACAUCAGGUGCUUUAACUACGCACCAACGCAUUCACACUGGAGAGAAGCCGUACACAUGUGAGCAGUGUGGGGCAGCUUUUACUGAUUCGAGUGCUUUAACUAGGCACCAACGCAUUCACACUGGAGAGAAGCCGUACAGAUGUGAGCAGUGUGGGGCAGCUUUUACUGAUUCGAGUGCUUUAACUAUGCACCAACGCAUUCACACUGGAGAGAAGCCGUACAGAUGUGAGCAGUGUGGGGCAGCUUUUACCCAAUCAGGUGCUUUAACUAAGCACCAACGCAUUCACACUGGAGAGAAGCCGUACAGAUGUGAGCAGUGUGGGGCAGCUUUUACUGAUUCGAGUGCUUUAACUAGGCACCAACGCAUUCACACUGGAGAGAAGCCGUACAGAUGUGAGCAGUGUGGGGCAGCUUUUACCCAAUCAGGUGCUUUAACUACGCACCAACGCAUUCACACUGGAGAGAAGCCGUACAAAUGUGAGCAGUGUGGGGCAGCUUUUGCCACAUCGGGUGCUUUAACUAUGCACCAACGCGUUCACACUGGAGAGAAGCUGUACAGAUGUGAGCAGUGUGGGGCAGCUUUUGCCCAAUCAAGUGCUUUAACUACGCACCAACGCAUUCACACUGGAGAGAAGCCGUACACAUGUGAGCAGUGUGGGGCAGCUUUUACCGCAUCAGAUGCUUUAACUACGCACCAACGCAUUCACACUGGAGAGAAG
Cololabis saira (Pacific saury) is the source of this 1323-nucleotide messenger RNA. Its product is annotated as zinc finger protein 271-like. Gene Ontology annotation, molecular function: RNA polymerase II cis-regulatory region sequence-specific DNA binding; DNA-binding transcription factor activity, RNA polymerase II-specific. The transcript has 3 exons. The record is from RefSeq and is a predicted model, not a curated record. The annotation marks the transcript as partial. Lineage: Eukaryota; Metazoa; Chordata; Actinopteri; Beloniformes; Belonidae. Gene Ontology annotation, cellular component: transcription regulator complex; PcG protein complex. Gene Ontology annotation, biological process: regulation of transcription by RNA polymerase II.